AUGCAAAACAUCACUCCAGAUCAAUGGCGCGAGAUCAUGAACAAGAAACUGCCGUUCCCGCCGGAGCUGAUCGGCGCCAUCCGGGAAGGCAAAAUGGAGCUUGUGUGUAGCCUCCUCAAGACGGGUGACGGCAUCAUCCGCCAGCUGGACGACUCGGAAGACCGCCUGUGGAGGGAAGCCCUCAACCUGUCCAUCCGCCUGGGAAGCGACGGCGUGAUGGACGCCCUCCUCCAAGCUGUCAAAUUUGACUUCCGUCAGAUCCACGAGGCCCUGCUGGUUGCCGUGGACACCAACCAGCCGCAGGUGGUCAAGCUCUUGCUGGACCGCCUGGAUCAGGAGAAAGGAAACAAGAUGGACGUGCGCUCCUUCUCCCAAGCCAUCUUUGACCACUCCAUCGACAACUCGCAGUUCGCCCCCGGCGUGACCCCGCUGACCUUGGCCUGCCAGAAAGAUCUCUACGACAUCGUCGCCGUGCUCACCCGGAAGGGUCACGUCAUUCCGUGGCCGCACGAGAUCUCCUGCGCAUGUCUGGAAUGCCGCAACGGGCGUCAGUACGACCUUCUCAAGUUCUCCUUGUCCCGCAUCAAUACCUACCGCGGCAUCGCCAGUCGGGCCUACCUGUCCGUCACGUCGGACGACGCCAUGCUCAGCGCCUUCGGUCUCAGCAGCGAGCUGCGCAAACUUUCUCGGAAAGAGCCAGAGUUCAAGCCUCAGUAUCUCAGCUUGGAGGAGCUUUGUCAAGAGUUUGCCGUGGAGUUGCUCGGGAUGUGUCGCAACCAGAGCGAGGUGACCACCAUCCUCAACAGCUGCGGGGAUGAGAGCCAGGACGCCUUGGACGAGCAGGCCUUCGAGGAGGGCAUACCCAACUUGUCCAGACUGCGCCUGGCUGUCAACUACAACCAGAAGCAGUUCGUCGCCCAUCCUAUCUGCCAGCAGGUGCUGUCUUCCAUCUGGUGCGGCAAACUGGCGGGCUGGCGAGGCAGCAGGACGGCUUGGAAGCUUUUUGUCUCCAUUGGGAUUUUUUUCACCAUGCCUUUCCUCUGCCUCGCCUACUGGAUCGCACCAAAGUCAAAGGUGGGGAAGCUUUUAAGGAUUCCCGUGAUAAAGUUCCUUCUUCACUCCGCCUCCUACCUGUGGUUCCUCAUCAUAUUGUUGGGCGAAUCCAUCACCAUGGAGUUGUAUCGGGAUAAAUUUGCGUCCAGGCAGCAGAACAUCCUGCACAGCUCUUUCCAUAUGGUGUGGGUCGUAGGGUUCUUCUGGUACGAGUGCAAGGAAGUGUGGAUCGAGGGUCUGAGGAGUUACUUCCUGGACUGGUGGAACUGCUUGGACAUGAUGGUGCUCAGCAUGUAUUUGGCCUCCUUCUCUUUGCGUGUCCUCAUCAUGCUCAAGGGUCAUUUCCUAUGUCUUGACACUAAUGGCACAGAGGAGUGUGUGUACUUCACUCAAACUGUACGUGACGACUGGCAUCAGGAGGACCCUCAGCUCAUUGCGGAGGUUCUCUUCGCGGUGACGAGCAUGAUGAGCUUCACCAGACUCGCCUACAUCCUCCCGGCUCACGAGUCUCUAGGAACGCUGCAGAUUUCCAUUGGGAAGAUGAUAGACGACAUGAUGAGAUUUAUGUUCAUAUUGAUGAUCAUCGGAACGGCUUUCCUCUGCGGGAUCAAUAAUGUCUACGUCCCAUAUGUCAUCUCUUCACAUCUGGGCAGGUUAAACGAGACCUUCCACUUCCUUUUCUGGACCAUGUUCGGAGUGGCCAACCAGGAUUACGUGGACAUGCCACAGUUCGUACUGGCCGAGUUUGUCGGGCGUAUCCUCUACGGCAUCUUCACGCUGGUCAUCGUCAUCGUUUUACUCAAUAUGCUUAUUGCUAUGAUUACCAACUCUUUUCAGAAAAUUGAGGAUGACGCCGAUGUGGAGUGGAAGUUUGCCAGGUCAAAACUGUAUCUGAGUUACUUCCGAGAAGGUCUAACUAUGCCGGUUCCCUUCAAUGUCAUCCCCUCGCCCAAAGCUUUGUUCUACAUCUUAAGGGGCAUUUUUCGACGUAUCUGCUGCUGCCUUAACUGGAAUUCCGUCAAAUAUCCACCAAUACCUCCACUGGGCUCAGAGGACAAGCAGGUGCCGUAUCGUCAGCAGGUGAGCCGAGCUCUGGUGCAGCGAUAUAUCGAAUCGGCUCGCAGGGAGUUUGAAGAAACCAGGAGAAAAGAUGUCGGUAAUCGCAUCACUGAGCUGAGCAAAGCCAUCAUGAGGAUGCACAGCGACCUUAAGGCAGUUCAUCAGCAUUUAACGAACGAGCACCCUACGAGCCAACCGUCAUCCGAGGACGGCUCUUCUUUCCUGGGCAAAUACAUCUUCGGCGCCAGAAACAAUUUCCGUGGCUUCAACAGCCAAAUGGAUGAGAAAAAGACGUCACGCAAUGUGACGGUGCACCACCAAGAGGAAGAGGAUCAAAUAAAAGUCCAAGCUGAUGAGGAGAAGUCUGACGUGCCACUUGAGGCCGAAUGCCAAGAAGCGGGGUCGAGGCCAGUGUCUCACAACGACGUGGUGAAAAUGGAGGAAGGCCGAAAUCGGCUCGAAAGCAACGGCGGUGACAACACUGACAAUGAAUCCAAAGAGAUUGAUUCAGAGGAAAGUUUGAAUUCAGAUGGAGGGAAAACACUCGAAGAUAGAACGCCUUUCCAAAAAGUCAACAAUAAGGAAGCUGAAAAUAUGGCCAACACCAUUCAAAAUAAAGAGCUACUCGAAAAGAAAGUGGCCGGCGAAUGGAUGAAAACGCAACAGUUUGAGGCAAAUGUUCACGAGCGAUGCGAUGAAAGUGAUAAUCUCGAGAGCCAGACGAUGAAAGCUUCACCAUCUGGAAGCAGCAACUCCAGCGAUACGGGAUUUGCUUCCGAUGCGUCCGUUGAUGAAUCCGGAGUGGUGCGCUAG
This is a messenger RNA of Nerophis lumbriciformis (worm pipefish), 2925 nucleotides long. The record is from RefSeq and is a predicted model, not a curated record. NCBI's taxonomy places the organism in Eukaryota, Metazoa, Chordata, Actinopteri, Syngnathiformes, Syngnathidae.